UUGUUGACAAUCGGCUUUAACUGUGAAUCGACAACAGGAAGUCACUUGUUCGUGUUGCUUAUCUCUUGUGGGGACCGACAAAACUUGCCGAAGCCGAAAAACUUUGGGAAAAUGGAAAAAGCAACAAGGACAACGUCGUUAUCGGUGGAUGCCCGAAUGAGAUAAGGAGGAAGAGCGGCGGUCGGUUGUGAUUCUCCCGCAGUGGAUUUCCGAGUGACAAUGCUGGCGAGGCAGGAAAGAACGAAGACCUUGUCGCGCUUCCAUUGAAAGCGAAUUUGCCUUCCUCAUGGAGAAAGCAGCAGCGAGUCUGGAGUCAUGAGCACAGGUGUGAAGAAGCCUCCGUUAGCUCCCAAACCUAAACUUCCCGCCACAGCCAAACCUUCGCCCCCGCCCGUGGCCCCCAAGCCGGGUCUUGUCGCCGCAUCCCCCGCCUCCGCCCAUCCUUCUCCCGCCACUCUCAAGAGGACAAAACCAGCCCUCGCCCCCAAGCCCUGCAUCCCAAAACCCGCCGGCCCUCCUCCCCCCGCCGCCUCGCCGCCGCCCAAAGUCCAUCUUCUCUUAUCUCCGGGGGAGGAUCUUCAGGACAACCUCUCGCUACUCAACACCAGGAAUGGGAUUUUAUCAGCGCGGGAAUCGGACUACAUUAUUCCCACGUGCUCGUGCAGGCUGCGGGAUUGCUGCCGGUGCCCACGUGCGGAGAACGGCCAGCUCGACGCGCGUCAGCUGAAGAACGGGAUUCACCAAGGAGCGCCGGCCGGAGCGGAGGAAUGUUUGCGCGAGGGUGCAAAGGUGGACAAAAAGCCUCGGGACAAGCCUCAGAGGCAGAGACGCUUGGACAGGGGGGGCGACGAGGGGAACCCGACUGGCGCUGAUUCAAACGCGGGCCCCGCCGAGAUCAGCUGUGAUGUUGCAGGCAGCGUCAUCGCCUCCUCCCCUUCCGCGGAACAUCUGGAGCAGCUGGAACGCGGCGACUCCUCGGUGCCCGCGGCCCCGAGUAAGCCCCUCCCCGUCCCGCAGCCCCGCAAGCACAAGAAGCCGUCCCUGGUGAGGCAGGACGGCGUGGAGGGCGCGGCUCACAACGGUCGGGCGCCGGGCGCCCCGAGAGAGGAGAACGCGCGCGACGAUGAGCCCGGCGCUCCCGUGCCGCCUCCCCGCCAGACCUCCUUGUCUCCUCGCCUCCACAGGACGCACCGGGCCUCCCCAACGCUCAACAAAAACACCUCCCUCUCCCUCAGCCUGCUCUCGGCGCCUCACCCGGAGUGCCAACGAGAGGGCGAGGAGGAGGAGGAGGAGGAGGACGGCUACGGCGAUUUUAAGCUGUACCCCGUGACCCGCAGCCUCCCCAAGCAGAUCAAACUGGGCUGCCCACCGCCCCUCCUGCACACCAGGAAGGCCUCCUCAGCUGAGGAUCGACCGGCGAGACCGCCGCCCCGGAAACCUCAGAGACUCAGCAUGCCCGCCCUGCCGCCUCCCUCCGUCUUUCCCCCGGCGCCUCCCCACGGCCCCAUGAGGGAGCUGCCCGCGCCCCCCCAGGAGAAAACUUCCUGGCGCUUCAGCCGGCCCGGCGUGACCUUCUUCAGUCGCCAGAUGCCCACCCGGAGCAGCGUGCCGCCCAAAAGUCGGGCACCCGCUCUAGGGGGCAAGCAGCGGGCGCAGUCCUUCUCCGCCGCCGACCUGCUCAGCCGUGUGGACCCCGGCAAGCGGAGCCUCUCCUUCCGGAAGCUUCUGGAGCUGCGUAUGUCCGUCAAGAUGCUGCCCAAGCUGCUGGGCAAGGGCGGCCACUCGCCGGACCGCACCGACGCAGAGUCCAAACGGGGGGACCGGCCCAACAGCUGCAUCGGCGGAGUCGGCGUCGGCACCGGCGACGACCACGACCACGACGACGACGGGAGCGCGGAGUACGAGAACGUCCCUCUGUACGAGGAGAUCCCCGAGUACAUGAACUUGCCCUUUCACAGCGGCAGGCUGCGCUGGUCGCAGGACGGCGACGAUUCGGACAUCUACGAAGCGCAGGACCCUUACCAAAGGUUCCAGGAGGAGGACCAGUGCCACGGCGACUGGCCGGGGAGGGACGUCCACUCCGAGGAGGAGGACGAGGACGCCCGCAGCUGGAACGAGGAGGACGACAGCUCGUCCUCCAGCAAGGAACACGUGGACGAGGCCGACAGGCAGCUGGAGGACGAGACCAAGCGGAAGAAGGUGGCGCACAUCGCCCGGGAGAUCAUGAGCUCGGAGAAAGUGUUUGUGGAUGUCCUCAAGCUUCUCCACAUCGACUUUGGGGACGCCGUCGCCAAGGCGACGCGUCAGAAUGGCAAGCCGGUGGUGGACGAGCGCGUCCUCAGUCAGGUGCUGUACUACCUGCCGCAGCUCUACCAGCUCAACAAGGACCUGCUGCGGGAGCUGGAGGACCGCGUGGCGCACUGGAGCGAGCACCAGCGCCUGGCGGACAUCUUUGUCCAGAAGGGCCCGUACCUGAAGAUGUACUCCACGUACAUCCGGCAGUUCGACAACAACGUGGCGCUUUUGGACGAGCAGUGCAGGAAGAACCCUCCCUUCGCCGCCGUGGUGCGCGAAUUUGAGAUGAGCGGCAGGUGCGCCAGCCUUGCCCUGAAGCAUUAUCUGCUGAAGCCUGUGCAGAGGAUUCCUCAGUACCAGCUGCUGCUCACAGAUUAUCUGAAGAAUCUGCCACGGGACUCUGAGGACUACAAGGACACUGAAGCCGCCCUCAGCAUCGUGAAGGAAGUCGCCAACCACGCCAACGACAUCAUGAAACAAGGGGACAACUUUCAGAAGCUCAUGCAGAUCCAGUACAGCCUGAACGGCCACCACGAGAUCGUUCAGCCGGGCAGGGUCUUCCUGAAGGAAGGGACGCUCAUGAAGCUCUCCAGGAAGGUCAUGCAGCCGCGGAUGUUCUUCUUGUUCAACGACGCCCUGAUGUACACCACCCCGGUCCAGUCGGCCCAGUACAAACUCAACUGCGUGCUCUCCCUCGCUGGCAUGAAGGUGAGCAAGCCCAGCCAGGAGGCCUACCAGAACGAGCUGAACAUCGAGAGCGUGGAGCGCUCCUUCAUCCUGUCCGCCAGCUCGGCGACAGAGCGCGACGAGUGGCUGGAGGCCAUCGCCGAGGCCAUCGACGACCACGCCAAGAAGAAGAUCAGCUUCAUUUCCAGUCGCAGUCAUGAGGAGGCCGACGGCGCGCUGGACGGCGGCGCCCCCCUCGGCUCCAAGGCCCCCAUCUGGAUCCCCGACCUGAGGGCCACCAUGUGCAUGAUCUGCACCUGCGAGUUCACCCUCACCUGGCGGCGCCACCACUGUCGCGCCUGCGGGAAGGUGGUGUGCCAGGCCUGCUCGGCCAACAAAUACUACCUGGAGUACCUGAAGAACCAGCCGGCACGCGUGUGUGACCACUGCUUUGACAAACUGCAGGAGAACAGUGACCGGCGCGCCUCGUCGUCCGUGUCCCCCAUCAAAUCGGGAGCGUUCUCCUUCACCAGGAAACAGAAGAGGAUUCCGGCCGCGCUGAAAGAGGUGUCGGCCAACACGGAGAACUCGUCCAUGAGCGGCUACUUGAACAGGUCCAAAGGCAACAAGAAGCCGUGGAAGCGGCUGUGGUUCGUCAUCAAGAACAAAGUGCUGUACACGUACGCCGCCAGCGAGGACGUGGCGGCGCUGGAGAGCCAGCCGCUGCUCGGCUUCUUCCUCCGCGAGGAGAAGAACGGGCCGGCGCAGAAGCUGCAGUUCAAGCUCUACCACAAAAACACCCUCUUUCACAUCUUCAAAGCCGACGACAUCCCCACGGCGCAGAGGUGGAUUGAAGCCUUUCAAGAGGCCAUGAUCCUCGAACAGUGACCAGGACGACGUCGUGCCGCUUCAACCAGGAGAUGGGACAUCGUUGCCCCCCCCCCCUUUUUUUUUUUUUUUUUUUUUUUUUUGAAACUGGAAACUUUUCUUCUUUUUUUUUUUUCCCCCUGCAGCGGUGGCUCGAAAGCCAAAAUGUGUCCAAGUGGACACGUUUUCCACCGGGAAGUCCUCGAUCAGGAUCCCGUUGAAGCAAACGAAGGAAAACGACUUGUGAAAUUCAAGCAGGGUGAAACGUAAAAAACACUCCCAAUCAUUUGGAGUGGAGCAGCGUUCUGAUGUCAGAAAUAGGAAGUUGCUGGAAUCCAUCUCUCCAAGUAGAGAUGUUAUUUUUUCUCUUUUAAUAUUCCAAGUAAGUCCCGCCAUACUUUGUGCGUCUGACAGCAUCCUGGACAAAACUGGAAGUGAAUCAAGAAAAGUAUUUUUUGUAAUGUUGAGGCGCCCUCCGGGUAAUAUUUGACAGAACGACAUUGACGUUUUUUUUAUCUGAUAUUUAUAAUGAACGAUCAAGCAGGCCACCAUUUUGCAGUCAGCUUCUGUUGACUUUCAUCAUUUUUUUUUUUUUUAUGUGGAAAAAAACAUGGUUGCACUAUUCAUUGUGGGCGCAUUUUGAAAGUCUUCCAAAAGCAAAACCGUUUUUGUUGUACUUAUUUUUUUUUUUUUUUUUUACCAUUGAUCAACUAAUCAAAGUCAUUUGUCAGUAUUUUUAUCUGCCACCUUGUCGGAAUGGGAUUAAGUUCUUUGCUGCAUGUUGUUCUGCUCAGAGUUGUCAUUUUAAUUUUGGAUUCCUCAUUAUUGUCCUGAUAUGAAUUUGUCAGGGCUUAGAAAGCCCGUGUUUGCUCAUGAUUGUAGAUUAACAUUGACUAUUUUUUAAUAACUGUGGAGGUAGAGUCUCCGUCAUUAUAAACUGUC
Molecule: messenger RNA, 4770 nt
Organism: Syngnathoides biaculeatus (alligator pipefish)
Lineage: Eukaryota; Metazoa; Chordata; Actinopteri; Syngnathiformes; Syngnathidae
Gene: fgd6
Product: FYVE, RhoGEF and PH domain containing 6
Exons: 21
Coding region: 316-3849 (1177 amino acids)
Cellular component (GO): cytoplasm
Molecular function (GO): guanyl-nucleotide exchange factor activity; metal ion binding
Source: RefSeq, a predicted model, not a curated record